ACAUAGCUUCUGCGAUAUUCAAAACUACCUCGGAAUCGGUAGCCUUGCUUUGGGAUUUAUUGUUGGGCGAAUAAAAUAGAACCUGUGAACCGGAUUGAGCGCGCCUUUCCCAUGAUGCAACGAGGGACGGAGCCACAAUAUGGCGGACACUCUUGAAAGCGAAUUAGUUCAAUCAGCAGAGCAGCAGGCUGAGCUGCUCCUCACCCUGAAGAAUGGCGGCUUCUCCUCAUCCUCAUCAUCAUCCUCAUCCUCAGCGUUCUCACAGCCACAAGAGCCACAGCAGGAUUUCUCCCCACUGUCUGCUCUUGGCCUACACAGAGUUGGGGAGGACCGCCCGUCCCCUACCAAGGAGCCCAGCAUCCAGCUCAACCGUCGUGGCAUGCCGGCUCGAAUGAGGAAGAAAAACCGUCUGUACUUUGAUGAUGACUUGGUCAGUUCUCCCACUCAAGUCAAAUCUCCAAAAAAGGCUGCCAGAGGCACUCCCAAGAAGCAAGCGAAUCCACAGCCCCUACCUGUCGCUCCUGUCAAACUGAGUGAUGGUCCUGGAGGGCUGCAGUACACUUCUGCUUUGUCAGCGGAGCCACAAACCAUUACCACACCCGACAAAAAGGUGGCCCAGCAGAAUGGUGUCAGACUCAGGAACUUCCUCAAGCUUCCACAAGCUCACAAAUGGGUCUACUUUGAGUGGUUCUACUCAAAUAUUGACAAGCCUUUGUUUGGGGGAGAGAAUGACUUCCAGGUGGUGCUGAAGGAGGCCUUCCCAGACCUCCGUUCUCGUCGCCUCACCCGGCGGCAGUGGGGGAUGAUCCGUCGCAUGAUGGGCAAGCCCCGCCGCUGCUCACAGGCGUUCUUCCAGGAGGAGUGUCAGUCACUGGAUAAGAAGCGGCAUGUGCUGAGACUGUUGCAGCAGCGAAAGAUCACAGACGUCAGCUCCCUAAAAGAGCUCCCACUACCUGACCAGAUCCCCAUGCAGCUGGUCAUUGGCACUAAGGUCACAGCCCGGAUAAGAAAGCCAGAGAAUGGGCUGUACACAGGUGUGAUUGAUGCUGUUGACACCUCAGACAACACCUACAGGAUCACCUUUGACCGCCACGGGAUUGGCACGCACUCCAUCCCGGACUACGAGGUCUUGUCAAGUGAGGUAGCAGAGAUAAUGCCUUUGUCAAGCUUCUCUCAGAAGUUCCGUCCACGCCCACAACUGGGCUUGGUCACUCCCCCCAGGCCACUCCUGCCCAAGCUGGAGCCAGGCAGUGUUGGUGCCGACAGCCCAGCACUCUCACUUACCAACGACCCCAUCCUGGCCCAGUCACCACUCAAGUCAUCCAAAAUAUCCAUGGAUGACACCCUCGGGGGCUUCCCUGUCAAGUGUCUCGUACAGAUUGUUCAGCUCUCAAAAAUCCUCCGUGCUAAGAGAGAGAAAAUUGGCACGUUGCGAGACAUGAAUAGCCAAGCUGAGAAACAGAGGAGCUACGGACAAGAGUUGAAUGUUGAGUUCCAGAGGAAGUACGCUGCUUUAGUCUUGGAGUUGGAAAAAUUGAACAGGGACCUGAAUCAGCAUCUACUAGCAGUGCAACAGUUCUGCCAGGAGAUUGCUCCCGAGCAGUCUGGGCCGACCCUGCUGCCUUGCCAGAUAAAGGAGCGGUGCUACGAGGAGGCGGCGACCAUCGUGGAUGUCACCAACAAUUCCACCGGGUCGCCACAGGUGUCCAGUCCUGCCAUCAUUAACCUCAUCACCAAACUCACCUCUUUGAUGCUGCAGGUGAAGAAUUUAGCCGAGACGGAAGUGAGUGCCUUCGAAUUAACUUCCAUUCAGGAGACGCUGAAUGAGAUUCGCAGUUCACUGGACGAGUCAAACCGUGCCGCCUUCCAGAACAACAUUGAGGUACACCUGACACACAUCAUGUCGGCUGUCUCACAGAUGGGCACGUUGCAGGCCUUCAACAGUCACAAUGGAACACAGGUCUAACCAGUAGACAAUUGGGUUGGGUGAAGGAUGGUUGGGCUUUCAGUCCCUUUCAGUUGUGCUUUAAUUUCAUAUUGGGUAUUAUUUGUCACUGAAAGAGUUGUAAUUUAAAUUGUAUUAUUUAUCUACAUUUAAGCAUAUUUUUCUUCAUGGAUAAAUUAAAUGAAAUUAACUUCAAAGUUACUUCUUUCUUCUUUGUAUAUAAUUGUUGUUGUCCUAAUACUAGUUUGUAAUGAUAAAGAUUGCGUUGCUCUGUGGGUGACGCUACUCUAGCACUUCAGCUUGUUGAAGUAUAUCUUGCUACAAAGUAGGGCAAUGUCAUGUUAUGUAAAUAGUGAAUAUAUGCAAUUUUUACAUAAAAAUAUAAUGAUUUAUAAAUGCAUUGUUAAAGUCUUGCAUGAUCUCAACUUAAGUUGAAAUGUUAUAGAAGACUUUACAUUAGAAACCUGACUAUUGAUACUAAUUUUUUAUAUAGUACAUAGUUAUAAUAUAUCAUACUGUCCACGACAGUUCAAAAGUUUCUAAUGCAAAAGGAAUAUUUUUUUUCAAGGGAUCAGAGCAGCUGAUGCGUAAAGAGGCGAGCACAUAAAGUACACGGCAAGUAUGUGUUGUCUUCUCAUAUUGAAGUGUUACAUUUUGGCUGAGAAAACUAAAGGCUCAUAACUGGAGGUAUUUAUUUCUUUUAUAUAUUUUUUUUAUUUCAUUUUUACUUAUUGAGAAAUUUUACUUAACCCUUUCCAUCCAUGACGCAGAUGUCGGCGUCACAGUAUGGAAAGGGUCAAGAGGAAGUGGAAGAGGAUUAAUCCUCUUCUAAGCCUCUCAAUCCUCCUCUAAAUUCCUCUUAAUCCUCUUCCAUUUCCUCUUGACCCUUUCCAUACUGUGACGAGGAAAUGGAAGAGGAUUAAGAGGAUUAUAAGAGGACUAACCCUUUCCAUAUGGUGAUGCUGAGGAUUAAGAGGAAAUGGAAGAAGAUUAAGAGGUUUAUAAGAGGACUAACCCCUUCCAUACGGUGACGCCGACGUUAGUGUCGCUCGAGUGAAGGGGUUAAGGUGUUACCCGUGAAGAGUGUGCCGAGAUUAGGGUGUGUGGUUGAAUAGUGUUUAGAGUAAUCUGUCGGCCUGAACUCACAAAGGCAAGCUGAUCACCAUCCACUGUGUAAACUAGCACUUGUUGCUGCAGACAGGCCCGUUUUGUUGGAAAGUGAUGUAGCAACUAUCUUAAACCCAUACUUACCACUUUGCUUGUAAACAAGAAUCGUAGUUUGAAAGACUGGACCAGCUUUUCUCUGUCUGGUCUGAGAUUUAAACCCAGAACCUCUUGAGAGUCAAGUGUUCUACCUGCCAUAACACAAAGCUGUAUGCUACACCAUCAGGCAAGAUAUUUGUACUAUUGAACAUUGACAUUUAGCUACCACUGUUCUGGCAGAACCAUCAGUGCACCCAAGUUGUGUGUUACAUGUUGAUUGUUGUUAGAAGUGGUCUUCCUUUUGUUCUCCUAGUAACCUGGAUAGUAUAGGACAAUUUCAUGGAUAAAGUCUCAAAAAUUCACAUUAAUGGCAGCAGCAGAUGAUGAAGUCAGUCACUUAUGAUAACAUUGUGUACAUGAUAAUGUAAAAGUCAUAUUUUGAAUUACAUAAUUGAAUUAAAUUGCAAAAGUAGGAGUUCGAUGAUUUACUCUAAUCAGAGAGGAAAAAGAGAUCAAAUUUGAUGAAAUAACAUUUAGUAAUUCAGAUGUUAUCUCACUGACUUUCAAAAUAUGCUCUUUGGGUUUUCCUCACUAGCAUAUCAACUGUUCUACCAUUGCAGGGAUACAUUCCUAGGUGUGGAGGAGACAGCUGAAGAAUUUUCAUGGACUUUCUAAAGGGAAAAUUAGAUAACAGUAAUGUAGACCAUAUAUAUAUAUAUAUAUAUAUAUAUAUAUAUAUAUAUAUAUAUAUAUAUAUAUAUAUAUAUAUAUAUAUAUAUAUAUAUAUAUAUAUAUAUACAUCUCAUCAGCUCCCCUCCUUUUACUGGUAGUCUUCUACCUCUUAAAUUCUGCCGCCAUGUUGCCUCUCUUUCUAUCUUCUAUUGAUAUUUUCACGCUGACUUCUCUUCUGAACUUGCUAACUGCAUGCCUCCCCCCUCCCGCGGUCUCGCCGCACACGACUUUCUACUCGUGCUCAUCCCUUUACUGUCCAAAUCCCUUACGCACAAGUUAAUCAGCAUCUUCACUCUUUCAUCCCUAACGCAGGUAAACUCUGGAACAAUCUUCCUUCAUCUGUAUUCCCUUCUGCCUACGAAUUGAACUCUUUCAAGUCACCGCUCGUAGACCAAGGCAGUUUUAGUGAUUCUUGUUUUGCUCGUAAAUCAAAACUCAUAAAGUAAGGCACUCAUGAAACGAGGUAUUACUGUGUAGGUAUAUAUAUAUAUAUAUAUAUAUAUAUAUAUAUAUAUAUAUAUAUAUAUAUAUAUAUAUAUAUAUAUAUAUAUAUAUAUAUAUAUAUAUAUUUUUUCCCAGGUACUGUCUAAAGUGCCAAUAGGCUCUCUUAAGGGGCCUCUUGAAUAACCCCAGCCUGUUAUAGUCUAUCACUUUUAACUUGAACCCUUGGGCACGACUCAAGGAUUCCAAACGAGACCGCGCUGGUGCCACAUCACAUCAUUACUCUCCUCAGAGAGGGUCGCUACCUCUCUCUCUCUUUCUCUUUUGCAUGGCUGUGCAGGGCGCGACAGUGAGAACUACUUGAGUUGUUCAUUGUGUGAGUCGCUUCCAAGGGCUCAAGUUAAAAUUGAUAGACUAUAGUGGCUCAGGCGAAUUUUACUUGUUGUGGCUGCCGUGGUAUAUGACUUGCUUGGCCCAUGCUGCCCCCCGGUAUUCUAUUUAAACAAAGUCCCUGAAGCUAGGGUUGAAUGGGAGGCAGUGGCUGGGUUGACGGUCUGAGUUCAGGCAUGGUGAGAUAUAUAUAUAUAU
Eriocheir sinensis (Chinese mitten crab) is the source of this 4909-nucleotide messenger RNA. Its product is annotated as protein lin-9 homolog. The transcript is spliced from 13 exons. Gene Ontology annotation, molecular function: DNA binding. Gene Ontology annotation, biological process: regulation of transcription by RNA polymerase II; regulation of cell cycle; DNA-templated transcription. Gene Ontology annotation, cellular component: nucleoplasm; transcription repressor complex. The record is from RefSeq and is a predicted model, not a curated record. Bases 140 to 1966 code for a protein of 608 amino acids. Lineage: Eukaryota; Metazoa; Arthropoda; Malacostraca; Decapoda; Varunidae.